Molecule: messenger RNA, 632 nt
Organism: Schizosaccharomyces cryophilus OY26
Lineage: Eukaryota; Fungi; Ascomycota; Schizosaccharomycetes; Schizosaccharomycetales; Schizosaccharomycetaceae
Product: 60S ribosomal protein L9
Exons: 1
Coding region: 63-632 (189 amino acids)
Biological process (GO): cytoplasmic translation
Cellular component (GO): ribosome; cytosolic large ribosomal subunit
Molecular function (GO): rRNA binding; structural constituent of ribosome
Source: RefSeq, a predicted model, not a curated record
CCACAACAAAACUAGAACUUGCUGAGUGCCGUGCAUACGAAAAAAAUCCAAAAGAAUACAGGAUGGGCCGCGACCUUUACAAGGACGAAACUUUAGCUAUUCCUAAGGGAGUUAGCGUCGAUAUUAAAGCUCGCGCAGUUACUGUGACUGGUCCUCGCGGUGUUUUGAAACAGAGCUUGCGCCAUAUUGACUUAGAGAUCAAGAAGCAAGGUAAUGUUAUCAAAUUUAUUGUCUGGCACGGUUCUCGUUUGCACAAUGCUUGCCUCCGUACCGUUCAUUCCAUCAUCAAUAACAUGAUCGUUGGUGUUACACAAGGCUUCCGCUACAAGAUGCGUCUUGUUUACGCACACUUUCCCAUCAACAUCAACUUGUCCGAAAACGGUGGUGUUGUUGAGAUCCGUAACUUCUUGGGUGAACGUAUUACUCGUGUCAUCAAGUGUUUGCCCGGUGUUACCGUUUCCAUGUCCGCUAACGUCAAGGAUGAAUUGAUCAUCGAGGGCAACUCUUUGGAAAAUGUCUCACAAUCUGCUGCCAACAUCAAGCAAAUCUGCAAUGUCCGUAACAAGGAUAUUCGUAAGUUCUUGGAUGGUAUCUAUGUCUCUGAGCGCGGCAACAUUACCGAGUUGGAAUAA